Messenger RNA from Malassezia pachydermatis, 1467 nucleotides. Its product is annotated as hexokinase. The record is from RefSeq and is a predicted model, not a curated record. Gene Ontology annotation, molecular function: mannokinase activity; glucokinase activity; fructokinase activity. Lineage: Eukaryota; Fungi; Basidiomycota; Malasseziomycetes; Malasseziales; Malasseziaceae. Gene Ontology annotation, cellular component: cytosol; mitochondrion. Bases 1 to 1467 code for a protein of 488 amino acids. The transcript is spliced from 2 exons. Gene Ontology annotation, biological process: glycolytic process; intracellular glucose homeostasis; glucose 6-phosphate metabolic process.
AUGACGAUGGAUAUCAAUAACCGCCUUAUUUUCACGCGUGAUAGCAGCACGCAAGAGCAUCCUCAUGCGAAGGAAGAGCUGCUGAACCAGUACUUGGUCGAGCUGGAGAAGCAGUUCACUGUCUCUACCGAGACGCUAAAGGAGAUCACUGGUCAUUUUAUCGGCGAGCUCGAGCGUGGUCUGGAGAAGCCGAACCAAGUUGUUCCAAUGUACCCGACUUAUGUAUUCGGCUGGCCGCAGGGCAACGAGACAGGCGAUUACUUGGCACUGGACAUGGGCGGCACAAACAUUCGUGUGUGUCUCGUCACGGUGAAGGGUAAUGGGGAAUUUGAGCUGACGCAGACCAAGUACCGUAUUUCUAAUGAGCAGAAGCGCGAGGAUGGUGAAAAGCUCUUCGAUUUCUUUGCCGAGUCGAUUAGACACUUUAUUGAGCACCAGUAUGGCUCCAUUGACAAAGUGCCGGGCACGCUCUCGUUGGGCUUUACUUUCAGUUUCCCGACCGAGCAGAACGCGAUUGAUCAAGGUGUCUUGCGUCAAUGGACCAAGGGCUUCGCGAACCCGAACACGGAAGGCCACGACUGUGCCGAGAUGCUGCGCCAGGCGCUCAAACGUAAGAAUGUGCCUGUCCAACUGAACUCAAUUAUCAACGACACGACGGGUACGCUGAUCGCAUCGAACUAUGUGCGCAACGAUACGCGCAUUGCGUGCAUUUUCGGUACAGGCUGUAAUGCUGCGUACAUGGAGGAUAUCAAGUCGAUCCCCAAGAUCAAGGAUUUGGAUCUACCGCCGAACGAGCAGAUGGUCAUCAACUGUGAAUACGGUGCGUUUGACUCAGAUGAGCACAAGUUCAUGAAGUCGGCGCGUACCAAGUAUGACGAGAUCAUUGAUCGGGACAGUACCAAGCCCGACAAGCAGACGUUUGAGAAAAUGAUCUCGGGUCUGUACCUCGGUGAGCUCUUCCGUCUGGUGAUUUGCGAGCUGGUGUACAAUGGCGUACUGUUCUUGGGCCAAGAGACGUACAAGAUUGAAAAGAAGGGUGUGUUUGACACGGCCUUCCUCUCGCUGAUUGAGACGGACCCGACCGACGAGCUGCUUACGGUCGUUGGCCUGUUCAAGUACUUCUUCUCGCUGGAAACGGACAUUGAGGAGCGUCGCUUCUUCAAGAAACUGGCGCAGCUUAUCGGUACGCGUUCGGCGCGCUUGAGUGCUUGUGGUAUCGCCUCAAUUACGCGAAAGAAAGGCCUCCUUGAGACCAUGCCGUCGUUCACGGUGGGUGUGGAUGGCUCCCUGUUCUCCAAGUACCCCCACUUUCCGGAUCGCUUGAAAGAGGCGCUGGUCGACAUUCUCGGUCCCAAGGCGAAGAACAUCAACUUGCAGCAGGCCGAAGAUGGCUCUGGUGCCGGCUCCGCGGUGAUUGCGGCCAUGACCAAGGCCCGUAAGGAGGCUGGUGUGCACGAGGAGCUGUAA